This is a messenger RNA of Lineus longissimus, 2203 nucleotides long. RefSeq names its product cilia-and flagella-associated protein 96-like. The coding region runs from base 149 to 1087 and encodes 312 amino acids. The transcript is spliced from 8 exons. NCBI's taxonomy places the organism in Eukaryota, Metazoa, Nemertea, Pilidiophora, Heteronemertea, Lineidae. The record is from RefSeq and is a predicted model, not a curated record. Gene Ontology annotation, cellular component: centrosome.
CUUGACGAUUUCUGUCAACAAUUUUUCAUUGAAGCACUUUUCAUGAGUUUGGUCCUUCUUUAGUGCAUUAAUGUGCACUUGACGUUUACAUUUCUUCUGUUACACAUUAGCUUUGAUUUUAAGGUGAGCAGCAAAUUAAACCAGCAAGAUGGCUGGUCACGGAAAGACGGACAUGGAGAGAGUAGGUCUCUUCCAGGAGAUGACCUAUCACACUAUUGGAGACAAAUAUAAGAGGCCAGGAAGCAUCAAUUUCAAUGAAGCUUCAAGCAAAGGCAAACAGAUGUUGCCUGGAGGGAGCAAGUCCAGGUCGGCUCUGCAGGCUGGUUAUUUUGCUGACAAAUUUGGCCGUACCAUGGAAGGAGAGGCAUACUCGGACCCUAUUAAAAUACGACGGCAAUGGCGGUUGAAGGAACAAAAGAAAAAUAUAGGAAAAGCGUUUGUCCCAAAUAGUGGUGAAAAACAGCCAUCUGGCUUAGGAAGUCACUAUGGUACCCUCUCUGGUCCAAUACCCGCCUUUAGUCCAAAUGCUCGAGCAAGAGGAGACAGGAAGGCCUCGGGAAGGAAUUUUACAACUAAUCCAGGAAAAAAAGGAACUGGCUAUGGUUAUGUACCAGUCACAAUUGGAAAAUAUCAUGAACACAAGAUUGAUCCCUAUGACAGAGCAAGAGAAACUUCAAAGAAAGACAUGGAAUCUCAUAAGAGAGAUAUGAAGGGUGGAGCCUUCAAGCUCAAUAUGUCACCAAAGGCUUACUUUGAUGACAAUCCAUACAAGACAGAGAAACCAUUGCCUCCAAUUAGGAGUGGUUCUAGCAAAAAAGAUGACAGUAAACCAUUCAAACCCAGCUCACCUCCAAAGAACCCUGGUGGUAUGAAGGCUGGUACGUUCGACCCCUAUCCUACUCACUCAUCAGAUGCCUACCAAGUGAAGAUCAAGCGGCCAGUACAUGUAGUAAACAACACAGGCAAGACAUUCAUGCCUUCACCUGGACCGAAAUCAGCUCCAGUCUCCUCUAUUGUCAAUUUGAAUGUUUUGAAAACUGUGAAUGUGCAGAACUACAAGACUAUACGAUCUGUGACCUGUGUAUAACAGAAAGAUGUGUCAUCAGCCGAUUUGCUGCUUGUUCUCACCUCACACGAGUAAACAAACUGUUCUCCUGCGGUGUUUGUUUUUCUUUUCAAGAGUGCAGAUUCUCUAGCGAGAAAGAAAUUUGUGAGCCAAGAAAACUUUUUGUUGGUGCCAGUAAUUUGUUGUUCAUUGACUCUGGGAUGUGACAAUUCAUCAUCUCAUGAUAUCAGUUUGAAAUGUCUGAUGCCCAAAAAUUGGCACCAUAGCAAUUAUAUUUCUUCUAUUUUGUGGAUCAAACUGAGGUCAGUCUGCGAGGCCUAUCUUUGGUUAGCCAGUUGGUUGUCAACACAUUUGGAAGUAGACGAUAGAACGGUCUGCAGCAUAAUAAGAUCAGGAAUAGAGAAAACUGCACUCAGUCCAUCAUUAGGUUUUCUGUGCGGUUAACCUUGCAACUGAGCCAGUCAACAUUAGUGUAUGUAGGACCAUGUUUAAUACUUUGGUUCUUUUUCAAGGACAAAACAUAUCAUGAGAAUUGUUAAUAUUGUAAAUAGUUUUAAAACACUCCGUCCAAGAUGUUAUUUUGUAUAAAUAUGAAAUUUAAGGCUUUUGUUGUGAUUUAACCAUUAUAUUUUCACUUUUCCUUUUCAAAUGUUGAUGUAAGUGUUUAUAUGCUUCAGGAGCACAAGCUUGUUUCUUUCAACUUAUUAACUUUCUGCCUUUUUAGGCAGUUUUUAGAUAUUGCUUAAAAAUCAUGUAAGAUUUGAGUCUUGAAUGUGUACAGAACUUACUGUCUUUGUGAAGACUUCAGCAUAAUUCAAGGCAAGACACCUGCGAGUUCUCCUGAAGUCAUGUUACAAAAGCUACUUGGCUCCUAUUUCACCAAUGCACGUCCGUCAAAUUUUGUUGGUGAUCUUUUUGGGUGUGGGCUACAUACAUAAGAUCUCCCUCGAAAAUGCAAUUAAUUUGUGAUGACUGUUUCUUAUGUUCCACUGAAUUUAUUAGCAGUGUGGCCAAUAACAGUGUCAAUAACUUUCAUUUGUUGAUAUUGCUAUUGUUACCGACUUGCGUGAAAGACAUCCAUCAUGUUGUAUCUUGUACCUUCUGAGAGAUUUAUAUAUAGAGUAAUAAAUAUUUCAU